This is a messenger RNA of Prunus avium (sweet cherry), 1409 nucleotides long. RefSeq names its product oxidoreductase/transition metal ion-binding protein (DUF3531). The record is from RefSeq and is a predicted model, not a curated record. Lineage: Eukaryota; Viridiplantae; Streptophyta; Magnoliopsida; Rosales; Rosaceae.
UGAUAGUCUUCUCUUCAGAGUCUUUCACUCUUGAGCUGAGCUGCGUUCAACUUUCAUCACCGCAGUCUACAGAGGCGCACGUUAAGGUGCUCAAGAGAGACGCUUUUGCUAAAACACGACGGUAUUUGAGAAACCAUGCUUAUCCUGCACACCUGCGCGCCUGUUCUUCAAAGUCCCAACACUUCCUUAUCCUUAUUUCCCAGCAGCACAAGCCCCUUCCCGCCAUUUUGUACAGUUAAGCUUCCAUUUCGGAGCUUUUAUGCACAGCCGGGCCAGCCCAGGAAGUCUGUGUUUGUGGCUAAAGCGGGUCGAGGCCUAAAGUUGAAGACAGAAAAAGUGAGUGAAGGAGAAGACUAUAAAGAACAUGACUUUAUUGAUAUAGAGGCUGAAGUUGAAGCUGAAUCUGAAGAUAGAUUUUCAGGCCGAGGUGGGUUCACAGGGAGAGCGGAAGAAAAGGACUUUGAUCGAGACCCUGAGUUUGCUGAAAUUAUGGGUGCUUGUCUUGAUGACCCACAAAAGGCUAGGUCCAAGAUGGAAGAUAGGUUGAGGAAGAAAAGGAACAAGAUAUUGCACACAAAGUCUGGUUCAGGUGUACCCAUGAAUGUGACAUUCAACAACUUUGGUUUCUCAAACUCAUAUAUAUGGUUUGAAUUCUACAACACUCCAUUGGAACAAGAUGUUUCCUUGAUCUCUGAUACCAUUCGAUCAUGGCACAUCAUUGGACGCAUGGGUGGAUGCAAUUCCAUGAAUAUGCAAUUGUCACAAUCUCCUUCGGAUAAAAGACCGAGUUAUGAUGCCAUUCAGGGAGCAAAUGUAACACCAACUACAUUUUACAAUAUUGGAGAUCUUGAGAUUCAAGACAACUUAGCACGUGUUUGGGUGGAUAUUGGCACCAGUGAACCGUUGCUACUGGAUGUUCUAAUAAAUGCAUUGACUCAGAUAAGCUCCGACUUUGUUGGAAUCAAGCAAGUGGUGUUUGGUGGGUCUGAAUUUGAAAACUGGAAGGAGAACUUGACAUCGGAGGAUGCGGGUUACAGUGUUCACAACAUUUAGCCAAUUUGUUGUGCACCCAAGAUUUAUAUAUUAUGCUCAGCGUCUGAUGAUUGAAGGUCUCAGACUGGGUACAAGGAACGGUCAAGAUUAGAGAUGCUGGCGUAAAGCCAAAUCAAUGAUAAAUUUCGGGUCGUGUACCUCAUGUUUUGAUCCUAAGAGAUGCAUAUGGACUACUGCUGAAGGGGGAAUAUAAGGGAACUAAAAUGGGAGCCAUUUUCAACCCAGUAAUUUAGCAUGCAAAGGAUCUCCUUAUUUUCCCAUUAAUGAGUAUAUAUCUUGUGCAAGUUUUUGUUCCAAUAUACGAUACUUUGUACUAAACAGAUAUUACCUAAAUUGACAAAGCGGAUGUGAAAAAA